Messenger RNA from Alternaria postmessia, 405 nucleotides. RefSeq lists its product as uncharacterized. The record is from RefSeq and is a predicted model, not a curated record. NCBI's taxonomy places the organism in Eukaryota, Fungi, Ascomycota, Dothideomycetes, Pleosporales, Pleosporaceae. The coding region runs from base 1 to 405 and encodes 134 amino acids. The transcript is spliced from 3 exons. Gene Ontology annotation, molecular function: oxidoreductase activity.
AUGCUAUUUCCUAAGACCGAUCGGAGUGGGACUACGAGUAAUCACGGGCGAGUGUACAAGACUGGAGGAUCCGAAGCGGCUCUAAACAUCAUCAUGCCUGGCGCAACCGCUAUCGUCCUCUACCCUCGCAAGGAGGGCUCCACUUUUGACAAAGAGUACUACCUCAAGACACACAUGCCCCUCGCCAUGAAGCACUGGGGCCCACACGGUCUGAAGUCCUACGCCGUCAGCGAACUCAGUGCCGAUGGCCCGUACUCCAUCUCCUCUGUCAUGGAGUUUGACAGCCAAGAAGCUGUUGGAAAGGCCAUGCAGGAUCCAGGAACCAAGGAGAUUAUGGACGACGUAAAGAACUUCACCAACUCAGAACCCAUCUUGGUUCACGGCAACAUUAUCGGAACGAGUUAA